AUCAGAGUUCAAACAUUAACAGAACACCUGAACAAUUAUCUACGCUGUUCGCUCCACACUCGGGUUUGAAGGCUACACCGUCUGAAGCUUCAGGUUUAGCUCUUGUGUUUUUUCUUUUAUAACUCUGUUUUUCUUCCGUGAGAGCCGAGGGACCAGCCAUGGGGAAAGUGUGUGCGGGGGUUUCCUGUCUGUUGCUGAGUGUGGCAGCGGUGAGCGCCCAGAAAGCUCAGGGUGAGCGUGCACUGCCUCAGUGGCUCACCGGCAUCAUCGCCGUCUGCGGCUUCCUCUUCCUUUCCUUCGUCGUCUUCCUGGUGAAGAAGGCCUGGUGUGAGGAGCCCAGCAGGUCAGAGGAGAGCUUUCACAAACCUUCAUCAUGUUCAACUCAACCGGUGGAGGAAAAAGACCACUGUGAAGUCGGUGAGAGAAAAUGUUUAUGAGAUGACGGAGGAAAACACGUACGAGACCAGCCUGAACAUGGUCAGAAGCAAAGAAGACAAGAAUGCUUACGACAACGUGGUGAUGGACAACACUGAUGACAAACUUACUGCCAUGUGACCCUGCUGCCCUGGUCCUAUUGGAUGCCGUCCUUACCAACUCUGGACAGGGAAAAUACUUCUUUAACUGUUGUUCGUUUUUAGUUGAUUGAAUCAAUUAAGAUAUCAUCCAUGUGUACCUGGUUAACAAAUGUCUUCUAAGAUGUUUGAUAUGUGUUAAUAUUGAAAUUAUGCUAUAUGUAUCAUUAAUAAGUUAUUCAGAAUCAGGUAGUGUAUCAGCAUGCAUUCAGUCCCCUCUUGUGAUUCGAAAGAGUGAACAUGAGGACAAGCAGCUGUCCAUCCCAUGAUCUUUCCGCUGAUUAAUAAGUUAUUUUUUCUGACAAACUGCUGUGUCGCCUCCUUUCUGUGUCUAAUAAUUAAACACUCAGCCAGGAUUGUUUCAAUAAACAGUGGUUACACAGUGAGCAGCACUGA
Messenger RNA from Eleginops maclovinus (Patagonian blennie), 968 nucleotides. It is a transcript of the gene pdzk1ip1, whose product is annotated as PDZK1 interacting protein 1. The transcript is spliced from 4 exons. The record is from RefSeq and is a predicted model, not a curated record. Lineage: Eukaryota; Metazoa; Chordata; Actinopteri; Perciformes; Eleginopidae. Bases 159 to 437 code for a protein of 92 amino acids.